Pimephales promelas (fathead minnow) is the source of this 843-nucleotide messenger RNA. It is a transcript of the gene btf3l4, whose product is annotated as basic transcription factor 3 like 4. Lineage: Eukaryota; Metazoa; Chordata; Actinopteri; Cypriniformes; Leuciscidae. The record is from RefSeq and is a predicted model, not a curated record.
GACGUCUUCAUUAGUCUGACCACUUCCGCCCUGCUCAUUCAGCGCAUGCUUCUCUGAGCAGCUGAGUUUAUCAGAAGUCAGUAUGAACCAAGAGAAAUUGGCUAAACUUCAAGCCCAGGUCCGGAUAGGGGGCAAGGGCACCGCACGCAGGAAGAAGAAGGUGGUGCACAGAACAGCAACAGCUGAUGACAAGAAACUCCAGAGUUCAUUAAAAAAGCUUGCUGUCAAUAAUAUAGCUGGCAUUGAAGAGGUGAAUAUGAUUAAAGAUGAUGGCACAGUCAUUCACUUCAAUAACCCCAAAGUGCAGGCGUCUCUGUCUGCCAAUACGUUCGCCAUCACGGGCCACGCAGAGACCAAACAGCUCACGGAAAUGCUCCCAGGAAUCCUCAGCCAGCUCGGCGCUGACAGUCUCACGAGUCUGCGCAAACUCGCCGAGCAGUUCCCCAGACAGGUUCUCGACAACAAAGCUCCGAAAGCAGAAGAUAUCGAUGAAGAAGAUGAUGAUGUCCCAGAUCUUGUAGAGAACUUCGACGAGGCUUCAAAGAAUGAGGCAAACUGAUCGUUGGACCUUCGGUAACUCCUGUUCAGGACAAAGUCUCCUGCAGUAUUUUUAAAUUACAGUGACAGACAUAUCAUUUCAACACUAUCCAGUGAAACCAGAGACUUUUAUAUCAUGAAUUGGCUGUUCCAGAUCCAUCCCUGACCUUUCACCUGCAUUUAUACUGAUGGUUACAUGGUUAUAAAUCUUAACCACAAUGCUAGUUGAAAUGCUAGUUUUGACGGUUGUCUUAAUUAUUUUUUUUUUUCUGUUAAUUAAAUAAAAAUUAUACUCAUAAACCUUUU